UCUGUUAUUCAAACGCUUUUAAAAUCCUUUUUGUUCAGACCAGCCGGUGAUUAUGGUCAGUUUUUUGCAUUAAAAAAUUUUUUUUAAGCAUUCAAGUACGUUUCUUUGAACAGUCAGGAAAGAAUGCCACAACUAUCGCAAUUAAAAACCUGUACGGCAUUACCUUCUUGUGGUAUUAUAAGUAUACCGGAGUAUAAUUGCGAAGAUGAUUCCUGUUAACAUCUAUCAUGAGUGAGCAAUACUUUUGAAACGUAUUCUACGUUAUCAGAUAUGACCACGUGGGGAGAUUUGAAAUCUUUUAGUGGGGGCGGUGCUCAGGAAAUGCAGUGAAACGCAGACAAGAAGAGUUUAUGCUACGGCGAAGAGCACGGAAGAGCAUGGUUCAACAAAGAAUUCCAGGUUUUGACACUGGCCGAGGUGGUCGCCGGUUUGUUCUGACUCUUGCGGCUGGUAUGGUAUUUGGAUUUAUGUCGGCAUGUCUGUUGUUGGCUGCUACGAAAGAUGUACCUCACAUGUUCAACUGGCUGCCAGGAAGUUCAGUUCUCGGUAGAGACCCUCAUCACUAUUCGGAACUUGAACCCAUGGCAGGUCCUGAUAUGGAAGUCAAAUUCCAUGGAGAAGAUGAGGAUUUCCAUCGUGGAGAGGAUAAAGUGGCUCGAGAUCUGGCAAAGAAGGUGCGAGUUUUGUGCUGGGUGAUGACGGGUCCGAAGAAUCAUCAAUCCAAGGCUCGUCAUGUCAAAGCUACAUGGGGCAAGCGCUGCAAUAUUCUUCUCUUCAUGAGCUCGGCUGAAGACGCAAGUUUGCCAACGGUAGUCCUACCGGUUAAAGAAGGUCGUGACAAUCUUUGGGCGAAGACGAAGGAAGCGUUUAAAUACGCAUACGAGAACUACAAGGACCAAGCGGACUGGUUCAUGAAAGCCGAUGACGAUACCUACGUGAUCGUAGAGAAUUUACGCUACAUGCUUUCAUCGUACAGUCCGGAUUCGCCGUUGUACUUUGGAUGUCGCUUCAAGCCCUUCGUGAAGCAGGGCUAUAUGAGUGGCGGAGCAGGGUACGUCCUGAGCAAGAUGGGUCUUCGCAAGUUCGUACAAGAAGGCUUGACGGACAAGUCGAAGUGCAGGGCCGACAACGGGGGUGCCGAAGACGUGGAGAUGGGCAAAUGCCUGGAGAGGGUGAACGUGCGCGCAAUGGACACUCGCGACGCUCACGGCCGCGGCCGAUUCUUCCCUUUCGUGCCAGAACACCACCUCAUCCCGAACCACGUGGAGAAGGACUUCUGGUACUGGAAGUACAUCUACUACGACACCAAGGAAGGUCUGGACUGUUGCUCGGACAGCGCGAUAUCCUUCCACUACGUGUCGCCGAACAUGAUGUACGUUUUGGAGUACCUGAUUUACCACUUGAGGCCGUACGGAAUUACACAUGGCGUGGAGAAGUUACCAUCACCGGUUCAGUCGGCCGCAACGUUGACCGAUUACUAGCUGUUGAUAUCUACGGAAAAGGAAAUACACUUGUCCAGUAAAGAUCAAUGGUUCGGUAACGAGUACGGGGCAGACUCCAGAAUAUGAUGUGAGGUUUGGAGUACUUGUUCUACGACAUGAGGUCGUACAGAAUCACCCAUGGCAUGGAAACACCACCAUUGCCGGUCUAAUCGUCGGCAAUAUUGGCUGAUUACUAGCCGUCGAUGUUCUCAAAGAAGUAAAACCCUCGCCCAGUAAGGAUCGAUGAUUUGGUAACGAGGAUGGUGCAAGGCAGAAAUAUCGGUUCCCUGAAAGUUGAGCCAGAGGAACGGGAGGAACAUCUACGAUGCCAAAGAAGAGUUGGAUUGUAGCGAGGACUAAGGCAACGCGUUUGUGCGUGUCGUUAAACGUGAUAUAUGCGUGUUCGAGGAUUUGAUCCAUCGUUUGAGGCCAUAUGGAAUACCGCACGGCGCGGUAUGGACUGACUGACUUGUCAGCUACGCUAGCCGAAUACUAGUCAACAACCCUUCUUCGCAUCGAUUCUUUUCAUCGUCGUACGGUUCGGUAGCCAAUAAUACGAUCUAAAUAUCGAUGUAAAUUCUGGUAAUACCAAAAAAUUCAGGGUUUCCAUAGAAGCCUAGAUCCGAUGUUGGCUGAACCUAGCGACAUUAGCUGAAGCUACUGAUACAACAGGCCAUGCGAGCGAUUGAGAGAUGAUUGCAGCGCCGCCAUCCGGUGACUUUAACAAUUAUCGAGGAUCAAACGUCCGUAUCCUUCUUGGCUUCUAUGGGGACUGGUGAAUUCUUUGGUAAUAGUCACUGGGACUUCGUUAGAAAUUAUAACGUCGGUUCCCAAAUAUUGACCUAGAAAGUACAUUGUCAAAGAUGUCAGACAUCGAUGAAAAAAUAGCACCACGUCUUUUCAAACUCUAAUAUCCGACGAGAAUCAUCGGUGUACACUUUAUGAAACACUGUACUCUUCGGGGAUGUUCUCUAUUCCUUGGCCACGUUUGUCGAAUGCUAGUCUCCCUCCUUUGUUGGACAGACUUUUCGUUUUCUAAAAACCAACAGUUACCGCCUACGAUUACUGAUCGAUAACAAGAAUGUCUAGGUUUCAAGCUAAGUUUGAACGGAGUUGGAAAGCUUGGGAGGAUAUUUUUUAAAAGUGCAGGUGAAGAUUAGUCUCGAUCAGAUAUGUGUAGAUGUGCAGAAAAGAUACAUCGAUCACUAGAAAUCCUUCGGGGAUGUUUAGGGUAGGAUCGGUGCGUUGCCGAGGAACCUCUGCUGGCGUGAGGGAAAAUCCGAUUACUCGGGAGUCGGGCCGAAGAGCCAAAGAGGCAAUUACGAGUCCGAAGGGCGCUAACCAAGUCUCGAUGUGCCGUCAACAACGGCAACGAAGUACGCAAAAGAUGCUAGUCAGCACGCAGCAGUCGAUACAUUAUUAGGACGUAGAUAAGAAUUUAGCACGUAAGGGAGGGAUGGCGAGAGCGAAAACGUUUCGUGCCAGUGCGAGCUCAAUUUUAGAAGAAUAUCUAUUACACACAGGAUUAAGGUGACAUGAAAGGGUCAUUCUACAUAUAUAAAAAAGUGCAAAUGUUUAUGAAACUUUUCUCCAAACUAGGUGCACCGAAUUAUCUGAAACUUUAACACGUGAUUAUGGAGGCCCUAAGGAAGAACGCGAUGCUCGUGAAAUUUCAUUUUUCUAAAAAUGAGAGUUCACGACGAUCACUUUAUUCCUUAGGACCUCCAUAAUCUCGUGAUGAAGUUUCAAAUGAUUCGGUACAUUUCAUUUUGACAAGUCGUCACAUUUUUCCGACAUUACGUUACAUUUCGUAAGAGCGGUUUUUUUAACUAACAAUGGACUUAAAAGUAGGAAUGGGUAUAGCGUCUCUUAACUAAAAGGCACUUAAAAGCGCCCAUAAGAGUUAAGGUAUGAGUAAGGGCCUAUGAAGGUACAGAUUUUGCCGUUAAAGACGACAGGAGAAUCCGCAACUUCAUAUUAAACAGCUUAAUAAAAAUUCUGCUGCAAAUAGAAUUAACCAAA
Messenger RNA from Orussus abietinus, 3503 nucleotides. It is a transcript of the gene C1GalTA, whose product is annotated as glycoprotein-N-acetylgalactosamine 3-beta-galactosyltransferase 1. NCBI's taxonomy places the organism in Eukaryota, Metazoa, Arthropoda, Insecta, Hymenoptera, Orussidae. Gene Ontology annotation, cellular component: membrane. The coding region runs from base 351 to 1481 and encodes 376 amino acids. Gene Ontology annotation, molecular function: N-acetylgalactosaminide beta-1,3-galactosyltransferase activity. The transcript is spliced from 6 exons. The record is from RefSeq and is a predicted model, not a curated record.